GAAAAUCCGAUCCAAUCCAAUCCUCUCCCCGAGUCGCAUUGCCCUGCUCCUGCGACGUGUAUUCGGAUCAUUUUUGCCCCCUUGGGCUGCUGUAUUCGUUCAUGUUAUUGCUUCGCCGUUUUCGCCUCUUGCUGUAGUCGCAGCCUCUCUGCUUUGGCUUUCUUUCUUGUCUGUGGGUGCUUGAUUUGUCCACGGUUGUAUCAUGGCUGGCUUUGUUUCGCUUCACGGUCAAGUGUGUCGCGCGGUGAGGCUCUGCAAAGAAUGGUCGCGCUCUGUUCGUAUUGGAUCUGUCUGCAUCUGCAUCUGCAUUUUGCCAGUGCUAGCCAGUGUCCGUGUCAGUGACAAACGGUGACAAGCGUCGCGCGUUGAGGUCGGACAGCCAAAGACAGAACACCGGCCAUGGACGCCCAUGCUGCCAUGAUGCCUUCUAUUUGGCAGCUGUAGUGUCCUUCAAGGCACUGAUUGGUCUCGUCCUGACGUUUGCUUCUCUGCUGUUUCACUCCCGUGAGCCCUUUUGCUGCGCGUUGUUGCAGCCUCAUUCCCAUUAUCCACCAAUUUCUGUCACGCACUCUACCACGCCUUUGUGUCUCUCAUCUAUUCUCUAUUCUCAUUUCAUACCUACACUGCGCGCCAGCGCGUCUUAAAUUCACUUCAUUCAUUCGAGGUUUUGUGUUACCGUGUGACAUUUAUUGCCUACCUUGCUUUCCACAUCCUCAAACACCUACGCACUAAACUCCAACAACUCAUCAUCAUGGCUCCGAGCCGUUCACGACAACCCGUCAGAGUGACACUUAGAACCAAGGCUAACUUGUUGGAGCGAAAAAUCAAAGUUGUCACCGAGCAACAUGUCAUUGACAAGCCGUCACCCGUAGAGGCGUUCCCCAUGCGAGAAUGGAGCUUGAAGGUCUUCUUGCUUGAUGAGGAUGGUAACGAGCGCCCCGCAGACGUCUUCACCAAGGUCGUCUAUAAUCUACACCCUACUUUUGAUAAUCCCGUUCAGAGCUUCCAGAAAGCACCCUUCACGUGUAAGAACGAGGGCUGGGGCGAGUUCGAGAUUAGCAUCGACUGUUACACCACGGAGAAGACCAAGCUAGCACCCAUCAUUCACGACCUCAACUUCCAGCAGGAACGAUAUGAGCAGACGCACACUGUGGUCUUCAAAAACCCUUCACAAAACUUACAGGAGCGCUUACGUGAAACCGGCCCUCUUCCCACCGAUGACGAUCACAGGAAGAAGAAGGGACUUGCGACCAAGAAGAGCUCCCAGAAGUACGACUACGAGAAGAUUGCAGAGUCCCUGGAGAAGCUCGAGGAAGAGGAUCUGCUGCGCGUGAUUCAGAUUAUCAACGAAAACAAGGGGCCAGACACGUACAUUAGAAGUGAUGUCGACGGUGAGUUCUCCCAUCAAGUCUGUAUCAUCAUUCCUACCCUUACCCCUUCCUUGACCUUUUGAUUGCAUACCCACCCUUGUCUUUUCCAUGAAAUUGAUGUGUAUGGUGGGCUAAUAGUGGAUGACUUGGGUAAAGCCGGGGAGUUCUCGAUUGAUCUCUACACUAUGCCGGAUGGCUUGACGUCGAAGCUUUGGGAACACCUUUCCAAGAAGGGCCUUGUCGGCUAGAUGCCGUGUCGUUGUAUCCGAUUGUUAAUACCUCUAAUGUUAUUCCGUCGACAAAUCGGUCUAUAGUUUGUGCUUGGGAGUUGCUGAAGCAUCUGGAUUUAGGAAAAUGACGAGUUAAUGAGCACGGAGGGGACGGACCAGAAAGGGAAAGGGAACCAAAAAGAUGUAUCUGACCUUUUUUUUUUUCUUUAACCAUGUGUUCCAACGGAGUAACCGCCUGCAGUAUCACCUCAUUGAAGUUUUGUAUCAUAUGCUAUCUUGUUUGUCUUGAUCACCUCCCACAUAUAAUGACAUGACAGGAUGCUGUAACAAGCCCGUUGAUGGAUUGAAGUCGGAUUUCGGGCCCGGGCGAUGAACCUCGAAGGAGGACUAGCC
Molecule: messenger RNA, 1993 nt
Organism: Fusarium verticillioides 7600
Lineage: Eukaryota; Fungi; Ascomycota; Sordariomycetes; Hypocreales; Nectriaceae
Product: transcription initiation factor TFIID/TFIIF subunit
Exons: 4
Coding region: 752-1453 (233 amino acids)
Biological process (GO): chromatin remodeling; regulation of transcription by RNA polymerase II
Cellular component (GO): Swr1 complex; NuA4 histone acetyltransferase complex
Molecular function (GO): histone binding
Source: RefSeq, a predicted model, not a curated record